This is a messenger RNA of Camponotus floridanus (Florida carpenter ant), 1738 nucleotides long. RefSeq names its product protein Mo25 (gene Mo25). Gene Ontology annotation, molecular function: protein serine/threonine kinase activator activity. NCBI's taxonomy places the organism in Eukaryota, Metazoa, Arthropoda, Insecta, Hymenoptera, Formicidae. The coding region runs from base 517 to 1527 and encodes 336 amino acids. The record is from RefSeq and is a predicted model, not a curated record. The transcript has 8 exons. Gene Ontology annotation, biological process: intracellular signal transduction.
CUUCGCCGUGAAACACGUAUGCGGUCGUCGUAUCGCAUAUUACAGGGUGAGCCAGAAAUCGAGCGGUCUCCCCGGAGCAGCCUGUGCGGAUCGUUUUGCCUCACUCAUGCACUAUUGAAGGAACGAUCGGCGUCGACGAGCUCGACAAGCCGAAGCGACUCGCUCGCGCUCCUGUGGCGGUCGAGCAUUUGACGGUCGACGUGACGUGACGGUUGCUCGUGACGUGACUCAUUCCGUACGAGACGCAUAUACAUACGUAUACGCGCGUGAUACAUAGCGCUGCCGCGUCAAAGCAGCGAAAAUACGAAAAUCGCGAGUAGGAUUCGCCGUCAUAGGCACAGACGCAAACGUGUGUACGCGCGAGAGAUUUCUGAUGUGACAGCUGCAUACGUGACACGUACAUUCGACGUCGAGGAGAUCGCACAAGCGUGUUUGUAAGCGCACGUUCGAAUCGCGAACGAGACGCCCCGAACACCUCUCGGAUCUCUUUGCAUGCUGCAUACAUUAUAAGAAAACAUGCCUCUGUUUGGAAAGUCCCAGAAGAGUCCAGCGGAGGUGGUGAAGGCUCUCAAGGAGGCGGUAAAUGCGUUGGAACGUGGCGACAAGAAGGUAGAGAAGGCGCAAGAAGAUGUGAGCAAGAAUCUUGUACACAUUAAAAACAUGCUAUACGGCACGGCUGAAACGGAACCCCAGGCGGACAUUGUGGUGGCACAGUUGGCGCAAGAGUUGUACAACAGCAAUCUGCUGCUUCUGCUUGUGCAAAAUCUGAGUCGCAUCGACUUCGAGGGAAAAAAGGAUGUCGCGCAGGUCUUCAAUAACAUUCUGCGGAGGCAGAUUGGAACUAGGUCACCCACGGUAGAAUACAUAUGUACUAAACCUGAAAUUCUUUUUACACUUAUGUCUGGCUACGAACACCAAGACAUCGCGCUCAACUGUGGCACAAUGUUGCGAGAAUGCGCGAGAUAUGAGGCGUUGGCAAAAAUUAUGAUCUAUUCGGAUGACUUUUACAACUUCUUCAGAUACGUCGAAGUGUCUACAUUUGAUAUCGCGUCUGAUGCUUUCUCUACGUUUAAAGAAUUACUUACAAGGCACAAAAUACUCAGCGCUGAAUUUUUAGAGAUACAUUAUGAUAAAGUUUUCUCACAUUAUCAAAGGUUACUCAAUUCAGAAAAUUAUGUAACACGACGACAAAGUUUAAAGUUGUUGGGCGAGUUAUUACUCGAUAGACACAAUUUUACAGUCAUGACACGAUAUAUAUCGAAUCCAGAUAAUUUGAAGUUAAUGAUGAACAUGCUGAAAGAGAAAUCUCGCAAUAUACAGUUUGAAGCUUUCCACGUCUUCAAGGUAUUUGUAGCAAAUCCCAACAAACCGAAACCCAUUCUGGACAUAUUGCUCCGCAAUCAGGAGAAGCUAAUCGAGUUCCUGACGCGCUUCCACACGGAUCGUUCCGAGGACGAACAGUUCAAUGACGAGAAGGCGUAUCUGAUUAAGCAGAUCAAAGAACUUAAGUCUGUACAUGAUAAUUAAGUCAAGGAAAUACAAUUAUUGCUACUGCUACGAUUAACUAUCACUACACUCAUUAUUACUAUCGAGUCUACUGCUGCUGUUGCUAAUUACGAUUUUAUCACUAUUAUAUAGGCAGUUAUAAUUUAUCAUCAUCACAUCAUUGUCAUUUUCACCGUUAUUACUACCAUUACCAUCGUCAUCAUCAUCUCGGCAUUAUUAUUAUUAUUAUUAU